Molecule: messenger RNA, 983 nt
Organism: Rhizophagus irregularis DAOM 181602=DAOM 197198
Lineage: Eukaryota; Fungi; Glomeromycota; Glomeromycetes; Glomerales; Glomeraceae
Source: RefSeq, a predicted model, not a curated record
AAUUUUUCAAAUAUUCAAUAUCUUGCCAAAGGUGGUUAUGGUGAAGUUUAUUUAGCAAAUUGGGAUGAAGGUAUGAUCACUUGUUGGAUUGAUGAGUUUAAGGAUUGGUUUAGAGAUAGUGGCCAAAAAGUUGUUCUGAAAAGUUUAUUCGAUUCUAAAAAUAAGAUAAAAGAAUUUUUGGACGAGCUUAGACUUCAAGUAAAAUCAUUCGAUACUGCAGGAACUCUUGGGAUUACUCUUUGCUUUGGAAUAACUCGCAAUCCAAAAGAUGGUAAUUUUAUGAUGGUUAUGCAAUACGGUCCAUGGGGUUCUCUUCGGAAAUAUUUAGAUAAGAAAUUCAAAAUAUUGGUCUGGCAUAAGAAAUUAGAUAUUCUUUGUGAUAUAAUUAGAGGUAUUCUUAGUAUUCACAGAGCUGGGUUAACUCACCGCGAUUUGCAUGGUGGAAAUAUAGUUAUGGAUAAGAAUUAUACUCGCAUUACAGAUUUUGGCUUAAGUAAAUUGGUUGUAAAAGAAUCUUCUAGCAAGAAAAAUAAAAUUUUUGGGGUUUUACCAUUCGUAGCUCCUGAGGUAUUAUGUGGAAAUGAUUACAAUAAACCGGCGGACAUCUAUUCAUUUGGUAUCAUUAUGAAUGAAAUGGCAACUGGAAUACCACCUUUUAAUGACAUCCCACAUGAUUCCGGGCUUGCUCUGCAAAUCAUGAAUGGUCUUCGUCCAAACAUUAACAAAAAAUUAACACCACAAUUAAUUAUUGACUUAAUUAAACAAGUCAAGUCUCAUGGAUUUAGUGGUUCCUGAUGAUUCUGAUGAUGAUUGCUAAAAGAUUCAUUUCUUUUUUCACUCUUUAUUUAUAUUUACAUUUUUUUUGACUUUACUUGAUUAGUCAACAUAUUAUUUUGGCCUUUAGAUAAUAUUUAUUAUCGCUUUAAAUAUUAUUGGUUAAUAUGUAAAGCUUUAUUUUAUUUAAUAAAUUAUCUCUAAUUGAC